This is a messenger RNA of Syngnathus acus (greater pipefish), 1878 nucleotides long. It is a transcript of the gene ppat, whose product is annotated as phosphoribosyl pyrophosphate amidotransferase. Lineage: Eukaryota; Metazoa; Chordata; Actinopteri; Syngnathiformes; Syngnathidae. The transcript is spliced from 11 exons. The record is from RefSeq and is a predicted model, not a curated record. The coding region runs from base 24 to 1553 and encodes 509 amino acids. Gene Ontology annotation, molecular function: amidophosphoribosyltransferase activity. Gene Ontology annotation, biological process: purine nucleobase biosynthetic process; purine nucleotide biosynthetic process.
GCGAGCGAUCAGGCAGCGGCCAGAUGGAGUUCGAGGAGUCCGGUAUCGGGGAGGAGUGCGGGGUAUUCGGCUGUGUGGCUGCCGGUGAGUGGCCCACGCAACUGGAGGUGGCUCAGGUGCUCACCCUGGGACUUGUGGCGUUGCAACACAGAGGUCAGGAAAGCGCCGGGGUCGUCACAAGCGAUGGCGCCAGUCCACCGACGUACACGACCCUGAAGGGCAUGGGCUUGGUGAGCACGGCUUUCCCCUCCGAGGCUCUCGUCAAGCUGCGUUACGGCAACCUGGGCAUCUGUCACACGCGUUACUCCACCACCGGCAUGUCGGAGCUGCAGAACUGCCAGCCCUUUGUGGUGGACACGCUGCACGGGCAGAUAGCGGUGGCGCACAACGGAGAGCUGGUCAACGCGCUCGCCCUGCGUAAAAAGGUGAUGCGUCACGGCGUGGGUUUGUCCACCAGCUCGGACAGCGAGCUCAUCACCCAGCUGCUGGCUUUAACUCCGCCUCAGGAGGAGGUGGACGCACCCGACUGGGUGGCCAGGAUUAAAAACCUCAUGACGGCGACGCCCACGUCGUACUCGUUGUUGGUGAUGUUCAAAGACGUCAUUUACGCCGUGCGGGACCCCUAUGGGAACCGACCCCUCUGCAUCGGACGCGUGGUGCCCGUCUCCAAAUUACACAACUCAGGUGGCGGCGAGGCAGACACGGAGGGCUGGGUCGUGUCCUCGGAGUCCUGCAGCUUCCAGUCCAUCGGCGCCAAGUACUACAAAGAGGUUCUCCCGGGAGAGAUAGUCCAGAUAUCCCGACACGGAGUCAAGACUUUGAGCGUGGUGCCUCGUCGCGAGGGGGACCUGCCGGCUUUCUGCAUAUUCGAAUAUGUUUACUUUGCCAGACCUGACUCCAUUUUUGAAGGACAGAUGGUGUAUACUGUAAGACAGCGCUGCGGCAGACAGCUGGCCAUUGAGGCCCCGACGGACGCGGACGUGGUCAGCACCGUACCAGAGUCUGCGACCCCCGCCGCACUGGGUUACGCCCAGCAGUCCGGCCUGCCCUACAUCGAAGUUCUGUGCAAGAACCGCUACGUCGGGAGAACCUUCAUCCAGCCCAACACCCGCCUGAGGCAGUUGGGCGUGGCCAAGAAAUUUGGCGCCCUGACGGACAACUUUGCGGGCAAGCGGGUUGUGCUGGUCGACGACUCCAUCGUCAGGGGCAACACCAUCUCGCCCAUCAUUAAACUACUGAAGGAGGCGGGCGCCACACAGGUCCACAUCAGAGUGGCUUCGCCUCCUAUCAAGUUCCCCUGUUACAUGGGAAUCAACAUUCCCACAAAAGAGGAACUUAUCGCCAACAGGCCAGAGUUCCAGGACAUCGCCGGAUACAUCGGCGCCGACAGCGUGCAGUACUUGACCGUAGAAGGGCUCGUGACGGCCGUCCAGAAGGGAAUCACCUCCCUGCAAGGGGACAAAAUGAUCGACUCAACAUACAAGUCCGGCAGCAGAGUGGGGCACUGCACCGCAUGUCUGACUGGAAAGUACCCAGUCGAGCUGGAAUGGUAGACUGCCAAGUCAGUUUAAAUGUUACACUCAAUCUUGAGAUGAAAACUUUGUCCUUCUUACUACACUCGAGUGCCUCUACUGCUUCUGUUCUGGUUGUUGUUUAUCUGAGUUAUGUAAAUAUACCAUUAGAAUGUGCCCAAUUUUAUUCAACCAUAUUUGUUAGGUCAUAAAAAAAAAAAAGCAGAAACAAGCAACCAAAGAUUUUCCUUUAAGGUCAUUUGAGUUUUGUACUAAAAUGAGGCAAUGUGUAAAAUGUCCCUGUGGUCCUGAUUACAAUGCGUUAAUAUUCUGUUUUCCCACACAUCAAAUAAACUGACCGAAUUCA